This is a messenger RNA of Metarhizium brunneum ARSEF 3297, 807 nucleotides long. RefSeq lists its product as uncharacterized. Lineage: Eukaryota; Fungi; Ascomycota; Sordariomycetes; Hypocreales; Clavicipitaceae. The record is from RefSeq and is a predicted model, not a curated record.
AUGAUGGGAGUGGUCAAGAACACCUACCCCCCGGCGUCACUGUACAACCGGCUCCCUUUCAUCCAUGACAUGGGCCACGUCGCCGAGACAUACGCAGACCAUCUCAACUACCUGAGAAACCUCAUGGACACGCACGACAUGCCGCCAAGUGUCUGUGUCAAGCUGAUUCACAUCCACUUCCAUCUCAACAAUGGCGAGAUCUUGGCUGUGCGCGAGUUGAACGCGCCGCCGCACGGCAAGAUCCCUUUCCUGCAGCCCACGACGCCCGACGUGGCAGGCAAUGUCUACGGCUGCAACUACAUUGUGGACGACGCGGGCGAUCUUCAGGCGUUUGAGUACACGACCACCGAGGGAGGGCCGGACCUGGCGGCGUACCCGGCCUUUGUCGCCGUAUUCUGCGCCGCCGUGGUGCAGCGCGGCAUGCAGCACAAGUUCGGGCUCGCCAUCAACUCGGGCGCGGCCGAGCGCGGCUCGUGGAUGGAACUCGACUUUCCCGAAAAGCGCGCGACCUUUCUGCUGCCGGGCCACGUGGCCCUGCCGCAAAGUGACCGUCUGGUGUUGAGAAGGACCAUCACCAAGUUCCCGAGACCCGACAACGACGGGCACGGCAACAGGGACUUGCCAACACACGGCCACAUUGAGAACACUUGGGGUUCAAGUAAAGGAAUCGGUCCUGAUGACCAGGAGCCUGUCGAUGGCGUCACAACCAAGAAUGGGCUGCAAUUGACAGGUGUUGCUCUAGAACCCGGCACUGCUUUCUACGUGGUGGCUUCGGCCAUCUCGGCGGCUGUGUACGGAGCAGACUAG